AUGGCAAGUAAUGAAACAUUUCCUCAAAUAGCUUAUCCAAUUCGUAUUAUUUUACCUAUUGUUUAUACAUUCAUUACUUUGAUUGCAUUAAUUGGUAAUAUAUUAAACUUUUAUUCAUUAUGUGUUAGUACUGAUCGUUAUGGUCGAAAAAGUAUUCAUGUAUUAAUUUGGAAUUUAAUUACUGAAGGAACAAUUUGGACAUUAAUAUUUUAUAUUGUUAAAAUGGUAUCCUAUGCUGAUUUAGGUGAACAUUUUGCAUUAAAUAAUGGUCAAUGGUUAAAUGAUUCAUGGUGUAAAUCUGAAAUGUAUAUAUUACGUAUAAUGGAUUUUCUUCUUGCUUAUACAAUUGUUUUUUUAUGUAUUGAUCGUUGUGUAAAAAGAAAAAAAUGUUGUUAUGGUCAACGUCGUUUCGUAACUGGUAUUUGUAUAUUAAUAUCAGUAUGGCUUGCUAUUUGUUAUGCAUUAAUUCCAAUAAUAUUUUUUAAUCAACAAUUAAAACCAUUAAAUUAUGGUUCAUAUGAAUGUAUUUAUAAUGAUACACAAAUAAAUCAAUUGACUUGGUUAGAUUUACAACAUAUUCAAGCACCUUAUCGAACAAUAUAUUUACUUGAUUUUAUAUUUGGAAAUGGUUUACCAGUAUUUUUAAUGAUUUUUUUCUUAAUCUUAAGAUUUUUUAUUCAUCGUAAAGCAAAAACAAAUACAUAUAAAAUUGAUGGAAAUAAAAAUUUUGAUGAAACUGAUGUAAAUACAUAUAAACAAUUAGAUUUACAAACAUAUAAUGAUGAACAUCCAAAUUUAAUUAAAAUGGUUAUUUUAUAUGUGAUUAUCUUUAUAUUUUGUCAAUUACCGUAUUAUAUAUAUCGUUUAAUUCGUAUUUAUCAUCCAUCAAUAGAAUUUCAUUUAUAUUCAAUUAAUAUUCUAUAUGCAAUUGAUAUUCCACUUAUUAUUCUUCGUUUAAUAAAUCGUGCUAUAAAUCCUUGGCUUUCAUAUUUUUUAAUGCGUUCAAUACGAGAUUCAUCUAGUCAAGCAUGUUCAUCAUUUUGGUGUUGUGGUUGUUUUCCAUGUUGUCCAAAUCGUUGGUCAUGUUUACAUGAUUGUUCAAUAUGUGUACGAAAUGAAUGGAAUGAUUUAACAGCAAACCACCAAAUGAUAAGAGAAAUUCGUCCAACAGGAAAAACAGUAAAAAAAGAAUUUAUUGAUCCAACCGGAAAAUAUAUUCGACAAACAUAUGAAGAAUAUGUUAGAUAUUAUCAUCGACCACGUUCACAUUUAAGUGAUGCUAAUCCAGCUUUAUUAUUUGCAGGAAAAAAUAUAUCAUCUGGAAAUGAUAAUUUAGCUUAUUUAACAAGUAAUAAUAAGAUUUAUCUCAAUGAACCACGUACUGAAUUAUAA
Adineta steineri is the source of this 1392-nucleotide messenger RNA. The record is from the annotation of a GenBank genome assembly. Lineage: Eukaryota; Metazoa; Rotifera; Eurotatoria; Adinetida; Adinetidae.